AAAUGCAGGAACCGGACGGAAUAGAAAAAGCAGAAAAGGGCGAAAGACUGAACGAACCGUACAGAAUGAAAACGCACACGCUCAGUGACGUCUUGUCUCCCCCAAAACGCUUUUCGCUGUCUAACAAAAAGCUUUGAAUUUGCAAAAGAAAUGGUGAAUCCUCCGGUCUCUUCCCCACCUAGCCUAGAUUCUGCCACUCUAUCACUCUCUUCCUCCAAUGGCUAUUGCAUGGAGGCCAUUGUUGCCUCUCCUCAUCGUCUCUGCUCUCAUCGUCCACGAAGACUGGCUUUCAACUCCCUCUUGCAAAACCCUCCCAGGCGAACCUAUUACUGAUACCCAACACCACCUGGACGAGAACGACGACCUCAAGGUCAUGAUCGUCGCCGAUCUACUUCUCUCUGGCUCGGAAGCUCGUUUCAUCGACCUCCUUUUCCGAGACUACUACAUGUCCAAAUUCUUUAGGAAGUCGUUUCAGAGUUUGAAGCCCGACAUGCUGCUAGUGCUCGGAGAUGUUUCGGCGAGAGGUUGGGAAUUGUCGACGACGAAAUGGUUGUCCGUGGUGGACCAAUUUCAUCGAAUGCUGGGUCCGUUUUUGGGUCUCCCUCUUCAUGUGGUUCUGGGUGAUAGGGAUAUCGGAGAGUGCGGCAAACUGAAUGCUAGAUCGGUGGAUUGGAUUUCUGGGAGAUUUCCAGGUUUGGAUUCUGGAGGUUGUGGUGCUUUCGAAAUCGGUAAUGUCAGCUUUGUUUCGCUUAAUUCUGUGGCUUUGCUUUGUGGAAGCAACGAUUUGAGGUUCAGUAUUGAAAGGGUUAUAGAGAGUGAAAGUUUGGAUCUAGCAACGGAGUUCGAAAGCAUAAAAGAAGGAAUGGACGAGUCCAGCAAAAUCAAGGAGACAAUUCGUGAAUUUGGGUGGAGAGACGAUGCCAUUCCAUCUGGGUCUGGUCCUGUCCUUUUACUUCACUUCCCACUGCGCCAAAUGGCAACACCCAACUGCGAUAGGAGUUCAAAGACCCUAGAUGGCAGGUGGUUUGUCGGGACUGGGCCGUACAAAUUGCUGCAGAGUCUCCCUCCAAAUGCUACUGAAUACAUCUUUCAAGCGCUUAAACCGAGGAUCAUUUUCAGUGCACAUACCCAUGAAUUUUCUUCUUACUUUCAUCCAGAUGGAACUCGGGAGGUGACUGUUCCAGCCCUGACAUGGAAUGCAAGGGAUGACCCCGGGUUUAUUGUUGCCAAUUUCCGUAGGAACAAUAUUGCAGUAAGUAUCAGCUACUGUUCUCUUGUUAGGGAAUCUCGACUGAUUAUGGGGUAUGUCUAUGUCAUGGUUCUGUUUGUUGUAAUGAUGGUUUUCUCAAGAAGACUACUAUUAAUAUGCUCAAGACAAUGAUAAAUUUAAUGUGCAUUACACAUGUACAGGGCAUAAUGUCUUAAAAGAAUUUUGUAUUAUACCUCAGCUUUUUUUUCCUAAAGAAAAAUUUUUCUUUAUUGUGGGAAA
Messenger RNA from Ziziphus jujuba (common jujube), 1489 nucleotides. RefSeq lists its product as uncharacterized. Gene Ontology annotation, molecular function: hydrolase activity. Lineage: Eukaryota; Viridiplantae; Streptophyta; Magnoliopsida; Rosales; Rhamnaceae. The record is from RefSeq and is a predicted model, not a curated record. The transcript is spliced from 4 exons. The coding region runs from base 218 to 1381 and encodes 387 amino acids. Gene Ontology annotation, biological process: GPI anchor biosynthetic process.